GACUCGCCCUUUUUUUUUACUAUCUGUAUAUAGUCGUUGCUACUAGCAGAACGCACUCCAAGUAAGGCAGGGAAUCAGCGUGAUACAAAGACGCAGUUCUGCUCAUUUUCUCAUUUAUUUUUCUUCCUCAUUCAAACUGAUUUGCUGCUCAAAGGAACUUGAUAAUCUGGUGUAUUUCCAUCACUGGGGACACUGCAAGGAGCAAACGCUUUGGAAUAAGGGAAACAUUACGAUCGCAGUUGUGUUUUGUUGCAACGUGGUGUGGGUGAAAUUACCGGCUUUUUUCACACUCCUUUGGUGAAAUCCCAUCCGGAACCUUGGAAGCGAUAGCCGAGUCUUCCAAUCGAGGUUUUACAGAAAGGGAUGCUGCUUUCAAAGAUCGGAUCCUUUACUCAUAUGUACUCGACAUCAAGCGUGGAUAUGCCGACGAAAAUUCAGUUGCAACAAGUGAAAGAACCUUUUGAAAAGAUUUAUCAAGUUGGACCUGUCCUCGGUAGUGGUGGAUUUGGGACUGUUUAUUCUGGAGUUCGGGUCGCUGACGGCGUGCAGGUUGCUAUCAAGCAUGUUGCUAGAGAUCGAGUGUCAGAAUGGGCUGAACUGUCUAAUGGAGCAAGGGUUCCCAUGGAGAUCGCGCUUCUGAAGAGGGUGGGCACGGGCUGCCGGGGUGUGAUCAAAAUGCUGGACUGGUUCGAGAGACCGGACAGCUUCAUCAUCGUUAUGGAGAGACCCGAGCACGUCAAGGACUUGUUUGAUUUUAUCACCGAGAAGGGAGCCCUGCCGGAGGACUUGGCUAAAAACUUUUUCCGCCAGAUUCUGGAGGCGGUGAGGCACUGUCAUAACUGCGGGGUGGUUCACCGAGACAUCAAGGACGAGAAUAUCCUGAUCGAUAUGAGGACCGGGGAGCUGAAACUCAUCGAUUUCGGAUCGGGGGCUCUGUUAAAGGAUACAGUCUACACUGACUUUGAUGGUACCAGAGUAUACAGCCCUCCAGAAUGGAUCCGCUAUCACAGAUAUCACGGCAGGUCUGCAACAGUUUGGUCCCUUGGGGUACUGCUGUAUGACAUGGUGUGUGGGGACAUCCCGUUUGAGCAGGACGAGGAGAUAAUUCGAGGGCAGGUCCUAUUCAGGCGGAGAAUCUCGUCUGAAUGUCAAAAUCUCAUCAAGUUCUGCCUAUCCCUGAGGCCUUCAGAUCGACCAUCAUUUGAAGACAUUAUUAAUCAUCCCUGGAUGCAGAAUUGCAUUAUUUCACAAGAUGCCAUUGGACUAAGAUUGCACAGUCUGAGCCAAGAGUCAACCAACAUUAGCUCAAGCAAAUUAGAACUUGUGAAAUAAUAUGAACCGAUGCUCACAAAACUAAACUGUCUCUGCCUUCCUUUGGAAGAACCAAAUAACUUGCCUGGUCUCAUUUACCAGAUUCCAUGGCCUUUUAAAUCUACUGAUUAGUGGGAGGGAUGAUGAAGAACCAGAACCCACUCCUCUGCUAGUUCCAGUUGUCAUUAACUUGAAUCGUGCAUUACGACAAGCCUGGCUCUUCCUCUUCGAGUGCCUUUUAUGAACGCUGGAUCCACUGACUUAAAAAUACUUGAACUUCUGCUGCUUCUGAAUAACUUAACUUUCCUUCGCACGAUCUUCAUAUGUAGACACAGAGACUGGUCUAGUCUAGCUACUAUUUUGUUUACAUCCUUUCAACAAAAUAAAUGAAGAAAAACCUUGUCACCUGGAUGAUCACCACUAAUCAGAAAAUAAUUGACCUCAACUCUUCUUCAUGCAGUCCACUAGUCCAAUACACUCAGUAUGAAGCCAAGGCAUGUCAGAGCAUCGUCAUCAAUGCACAACCAAUGCAAUGAAUGAACUCUAACCCUUUGUAUAUGUGCGUGUACAUAUAGGUAUGUGUAUUAUAUGUAUAUAUAUAUAUAUAUAUAUAUAAAAAAAUGUAAUUUUCUUGAAAUACUGAUUAUUACAGCCUAUGUCAGUGCUGUCCUGUUUACCUGUUUAUUUAUUUGAGUGAAGUUGAGGAUUUUUUUUUAACAGAUUUAUUAUAUAAAAAGGUUUGACUUGUGGGUUAAUUUAUAUUUAUUUAUUUAUGGACAACUACCUUCCAACAAACUUGUUCAUUCCACAACAAUUAAUUAUUUGGGCAGAUGAAGACCCACAGUAGAUCACGUCAGACUUUAGUUCAGUUCACUCUGUUUACAGCCCAAAAGAAAACAGUGAUGUCACUGAAAAGAAUUCCAGACUUUGUAAAUAUAACAUGGAGCACUGCUGUUAAAUGCAUGUUGUACCGAAUAUGUAUUUAAUGUCUAGACCUCGUUUUUUUUGGGGGGGUGGGUUGUUUUUGUGAUUUUUUUUUUAUGUGCUCUGUGGACUGGUAUGGGUUGAAUAAAAUACCAGUGCGAAAAUGUUUUUUUUUGUAUAUACAACAUCUACACUAGUUUGGUUGCAUGUAUGCAGCUUGGAGUUUGAACUGUUAUUUGAUUAGACCUGUAAAUUAAACUAGAAAGGAAAAACUUAUUUUUAUACAGCAUUUCAAAUAAAAUAAAAUUUGCCUUAA
Carcharodon carcharias (great white shark) is the source of this 2551-nucleotide messenger RNA. RefSeq names its product Pim-1 proto-oncogene, serine/threonine kinase (gene pim1). Gene Ontology annotation, biological process: negative regulation of apoptotic process; protein autophosphorylation. The coding region runs from base 364 to 1332 and encodes 322 amino acids. Lineage: Eukaryota; Metazoa; Chordata; Chondrichthyes; Lamniformes; Lamnidae. The record is from RefSeq and is a predicted model, not a curated record. Gene Ontology annotation, cellular component: cytoplasm. Gene Ontology annotation, molecular function: protein serine/threonine kinase activity; ATP binding. The transcript has 6 exons.